AAAAUAUACAUGUGUCUUGCGAUCCAUUGAAAUCACAACACAAUCCUACACAACCCUCGGUGGCCUUAGCCUUUUCCCACCACCAUAAAUACCAAGCUCUCAUCUCUUUUGCGAUCAGGCAGUGAUCAUUCAGGUACAAAAACUUCAAGCUAGACAAGCAGAUCAAACAAGUCCACCUGACGUCAUAAAUCAUUUUCUCACAAACCAAACAGUGUUUUUCUUUUUCUUUUUCCGCCAGGUGUAAAUAUUUUGAGAAUUAGGAAGCUAAUACGAGAUCAGCUAGCUUUGCAUAUAUACCUCGAGACAAAACCCAUCUCACAAUUAUUUUUAACUUUUUGCUAGCUAGCAUCUCUCUGUCUCUGGUUUUUCUCUCCUCUCUUUCUCUACAGCAAGAAGCUCUUGUGCCGUUUCAACAAGUCGUAUUUUUAUUUCAACAAGUCGCCCCGUUUUUCUAAAGGUUUCUAUUAAUUACAAUGAGAAUUGUCAUGCCUGCCUGCAAGCAAGGACAGCCUAUGGUGAGCUUCCAAGGCCCUCCUGGCUUGCCCAGCAUCAACAUGGAUCCUUUUUUCCGGCGAAAAGAUAAGGUUGUUUUUGUAAUGGGAGCCACCGGGACUGGCAAGUCCAGGCUUGCCAUAGACCUGGCAACCUUUCACCGUGCUGAGAUUAUAAACUCGGACAAAAUGCAAGUCUACAAGGGCUUGGACAUCGUCACCAACAAAGUCACUGAAGAGGAGUGUAGAGGCAUACCUCAUCACUUGCUUGGAAAAAUAGAUCCAAACUUCAACUUCACAGCCAAUGAUUUCAAGCAGCAUGCAUCCUUGGCUAUCGAAUCGAUCUUGGAGCGCGACAGGCUCCCCAUCAUCGCCGGUGGCUCGAAUUCCUACAUCGAAGCUCUGGUGGACGACCACCCCGAGUUCAGAAUGAAGUACGAGUGUUGCUUUAUAUGGGUAGAUGUGGCGCUGCCGGUGCUCAACUCUUUUGUAUCGGAGAGAGUGGAUCGGAUGGUGAAGGCGGGUUUGGUGGAUGAGGUGAGGAGAAUGUUCGAUUCCACUGCUGAAGCAGAAUAUACUCACGGAAUCAGGAAGGCUAUAGGCAUGCCUGAAUUGGAUGAGUAUUUGCGGAGCGAGGCUCGUGGUAUCAACGAUGAGAAAACGCAAGAGAGGCUUCUUCAAACAGCUAUUUCUAAAAUUAAAGAAAACACUUGCAUUUUAGCACACCGCCAAUUGAAAAAGAUUCGUCGGCUCUGCAGCCGACGAAACUGGAACAUGCAUCGCCUCGACGCCACAGAAGUAUUCUUAAAGCACCGCGUGGAGGCUGAUCAAGCAUGGGAAAAACACGUGGCAAGACCCGCCAAGAGGAUGGUUGGUAACUUCCUUGUAGACCCAAUGCCCACAAUUCUUCCAUCCGACACUCUUGCCACCGCUACCACCACUACCACCACCACCGUUCUUGCCACAUCUAUGCCCGCCGUCGCCACCGCAACCCGUUAG
Prunus dulcis (almond) is the source of this 1490-nucleotide messenger RNA. Its product is annotated as adenylate isopentenyltransferase 5, chloroplastic. The transcript is spliced from 2 exons. Gene Ontology annotation, molecular function: tRNA dimethylallyltransferase activity. NCBI's taxonomy places the organism in Eukaryota, Viridiplantae, Streptophyta, Magnoliopsida, Rosales, Rosaceae. Gene Ontology annotation, biological process: cytokinin biosynthetic process; tRNA modification. The record is from RefSeq and is a predicted model, not a curated record. Bases 474 to 1490 code for a protein of 338 amino acids. Gene Ontology annotation, cellular component: mitochondrion.